UCCUUUUCUGCAUGGAAAAAAAACUCCUCCCUGAGUUUUCCUCAUACUUCCCUAAAAUUCAACAAUAAAAACCCAGACUUGACCUACUUCAGCAGCAGAAGCAGAAAAACCAGCAUCAGACUCCGACUUCAGACACGUUUGUACUUCACGAACUGAGGAAAAUCCCACCAAAAUCUUUUCCAGCCAUGUGGUCGUGCGUGGUGCUGCUGCUGCUGUCGGCCUCCGUCAGGAGUCAGAUGGAUGAAACCACCAUGGAUGCCCACUGGGAAGAGUGGAGGAUGACACACAAAAGAGACUACCAGACCGUGGAGGAAGAGGGGAUCCGCAGGGCCAUCUGGGAGAAGAACCUGCGCAUGAUUGAAGCUCACAACCAGGAGGCGGCUCUGGGCAUGCACAGCUACACGCUGGGGAUGAACCAGUUCGGAGACAUGACUCAGGAGGAAGUGGUGGAGACCAUGACCGGCCUGCAGAUGCCGCUGAACCCCGCGCCCAGAGUUCCCAUGGACACGGACGGCAGCCUAAUCAGACUUCCCAAAUCUGUCGACUACCGCAAGAAGGGCAUGGUGACUUCUGUGAAGAACCAGGGUUCCUGUGGUUCCUGCUGGGCGUUCAGUUCUGCCGGAGCUCUGGAGGGCCAGCUGGCCAAGAAAACGGGCAACCUCGUGGACCUGAGUCCCCAGAACCUGGUGGACUGUGUCACCGAGAACGACGGCUGUGGAGGCGGGUACAUGACCAACGCUUUCAAGUAUGUGCAGGAAAACGGAGGCAUCGACUCUGAGGAAGCUUACCCUUAUGUGGGAGAGGACCAGCCCUGCCGCUACAACGCUUCCGGCCUGGCAGCCCAGAUCAAAGGCUAUAAGGAGGUUCCGGAGGGAGACGAGCACGCGCUGGCUGUGGCGCUCUUCAAAGCGGGUCCAGUGUCUGUGGGCAUCGACGCCUCGCAGAACAGCUUCCUGUACUACCAGAGAGGUUUUAGAAACUGAGUUGUGUGACCUUGUGGCGACGACUUCUCUUAAAUUUUUGGACUAGGACACUCUGCUGUCAGCACUUUGAACCCCUUAAGUAUUUCACAUGAUCUGUAAAAUCUGCUUCACAAAACGGUUCCUUCUACCUCCAGAGGCUGGUGUCGCUGCUUUUCUACACCAAAAUGUAGAAAAAUCCUGAAACAUUAAAUGAAACGUCAGUAUUUCUAAGGUAGUUUGACUCUUUUAGGCCCCGUUUUUGUUUUGACCUCUACAGAAAGCACAUUGCUGGGCAGUGUGAGCUCCUCCGGUUCUGCCAUUCCAUCGUUUGGUUCAUUCUUGAUCAUGUUUAGUUGUUUUUUUGUUCUGUUCAGCACUUUUUUUCUAAUGAUUCAACUGUAAACGGAUGUUUUCUAACGAAACUGAAUAAAGGUUUUGGUUUUGAAGAUGAA
This is a messenger RNA of Oryzias melastigma (Indian medaka), 1414 nucleotides long. RefSeq names its product cathepsin K (gene ctsk). The record is from RefSeq and is a predicted model, not a curated record. Gene Ontology annotation, biological process: immune response. Lineage: Eukaryota; Metazoa; Chordata; Actinopteri; Beloniformes; Adrianichthyidae. Gene Ontology annotation, molecular function: cysteine-type endopeptidase activity. Gene Ontology annotation, cellular component: lysosome.